Molecule: messenger RNA, 643 nt
Organism: Microdochium trichocladiopsis
Lineage: Eukaryota; Fungi; Ascomycota; Sordariomycetes; Xylariales; Microdochiaceae
Exons: 1
Coding region: 164-556 (130 amino acids)
Source: RefSeq, a predicted model, not a curated record
CGAUCAGCCUCCUAGCCAGCUGGACUCGCAUCGGAGAAGACCGAUAAACGCGUACAAUGGGUCAAGCCUGUGAGUUCCUUGUGUUCUUGCUUGUGCAUGAUGCUGUCUGCGUGCCGACUCGGGGCUGAAAAUACGUCAGGGCAGUGCUGCUUGGCUGGAAUGUAUGGCCGGCCACCCUAGGUUACGGGCCCCUUUCCACAUAAUGCAUGCAGCCCAAGACCUUUCCGUGCUGGGCCCUGACGAUCCCAAUGAUCGCCGCCCGUGUCAGCCACGCUCGAGCAUGGCCACGACCGGCAUACGAACUUCGAGUCCAGGGAUGGGAUUCUGCAUGCACAAUAAUAUCUUGCGGCUGUUGUGGAGGUCUGACCACGAGCAGAACGGCCGGACAUCGCUCCCAUGGCGGUGCCGACGAUUGCCCCCCAACUUCGGACCUAUUCAUUUUUUCGCAGUCUGCAUGGCAGCCGCGCCACAACCAUCUCCACCACGAAGAAUGGGGCCCCUGAUCGUGGGUGCCUCAGCAGCUGGAACUCCUAUUUCUGCUUCUGCUCGGGGGUAGCUGUAGAGUGGCACACGGCCUGUGCGACACUGGGUGGCCGCAUUGUGCCUGCUCGUUGACGUGCUCCAUGCUGCGGUACACUUCAUU